This is a messenger RNA of Populus nigra (black poplar), 3957 nucleotides long. RefSeq lists its product as uncharacterized. The record is from RefSeq and is a predicted model, not a curated record. Lineage: Eukaryota; Viridiplantae; Streptophyta; Magnoliopsida; Malpighiales; Salicaceae. Gene Ontology annotation, molecular function: nucleic acid binding. The transcript is spliced from 10 exons. The coding region runs from base 1 to 3957 and encodes 1318 amino acids.
AUGGCAAGUCCAAGACUGUUAGGGACUGCUUUCCUGGUCUUGCUUAUUGUAGACAUCGCCUUUGCUGCUAGGACACUGCAGGCAAUCAGUGGAGGUGGAGGUGGAGGAUAUGGUGCUGGUGGUCGAGGAGGAGGUGGAGGCGGAGGAGGGGGUGGAGGCGGAGGCGGCGGCGGCGGUAGCGGAAGUGGGUCAGGUUCUGGCUAUGGGUCCGGUAGCGGCUCAGGCUAUGGUUCUGGUGGUGGGAUAGGUGCUGGAGAAGGUGGAGGUGGUGGCGGAGGCAGUGGAGGCGGAGGUGGUGGUGGUGGUGGUGGAGGUCACGGCGGUGGAUCCGGAAGCGGGUCGGGCUAUGGAAGUGGAAGUGGAAGUGGAAGUGGCCGUGGCAGGGGCGGGAAUGGAAGUGGUGGAGGAGGGGGAGGGGGAGGCGGAGGCGGAGGCGGAGGUGGUGGAGGUCACGGCAGUGGAUCCGGAAGUGGGUCGGGAAGUGGAAGUGGCAGUGGAAGUGGAAGUGGCGGGAAUGGAAGAGGUGGAGGAGGAGGAGGUUUUUCAAUGGCUCCUCCUAGAUUUUUUAUGUCUGCACCUAUUCCUUCUAUUGGAUGCAGCUUUCCUCUAACAAUGGCAGCAAUACCUUCCUCUGUACCGAUUGUUUCGGUACUGCCAGGACUCCCCUCUGCAGCAUCAAUCGUUCCCAACACACAUCUUCAUGGUGCUGCUGUAAUCCCUCUCUCAAAUACUCAUCAGGUUAUCUCCUUGAAACUGACCACUAAUAACUAUUUGUACUGGAGAAUGCAAAUAAAACCAUAUUUGUUGGGUCAGGGUGUGUAUGCUUUUGUUGAUGGAUCUUAUCCUUGUCCUGCACCCUAUGUUACAGCCACCGAUACAGCAGCUCCUGGUAUAAACCCAUUCUUUCUCUCAUGGAAGCAACAAGACCAAUUAAUUAUGAGUGCACUCCUCUCUUCUUUAUCUACUGAAAUUCUACAUCUUGUGAUUGACUGUGACACAUCUCAUAGCAUAUGGCAGACACUUGAAAAAUCCUUUGCUUCACCGUCACAUUCAAGGAUUAUGCAGUUACAUGGUUCCUUUCAGGAUUUGCGUCAGGGAGAUGAUUCAGUUAGCACUUAUCUGCAGCGAGCUAAGGUUCUUUUUGAUGAGUUGGCUGCUGCUGGUCGGCCUCUCUCCUUAAAGGAUUUUAAUCUUUAUGUAUUUCGGGGCUUGCGCAGUGAUUUCAAAGACUUGGUGACCAGUUUGUCUACACGAGCAGAACCCUUAUCAUACUCUGAUCUUCACAGUUACCUGCUCACUCAUGAAUACCUGAAUAAAAGCUCCCUUCAAUCCACUCUUGGCUCUCCCAUGACAGCACCUUUGCUGCCCACACCUUCACAUUCCACAACUUCAGUAUUCUCAAUUCAGUGUGGUGGUUUUGGUGGUCCUUCUGGCCAUUCCUAUCGUGGGCGUGGGCGCCACCAAGGUGGAUGGAGAGGCUACCGUGGUGGUAACCAUGGCACCUCUGGAUCUAGUUGGCAGCAGAUGUCUGGGUCUAGUUUUCACCGUGGUUCCCGUGAGUCUGGGACUGCUAAAUACUGUUCUCAAUUUACCUCACAACAUUUGCAAGCUACUGCUAACUUGGCAUUUCAGAAUCCUCAGCUCUCCCCUGCAGGUUGGUUUCCUGAUACGGGUGCUAAUCAGCAUGUGACACCGGACCUCGCUAGUAUGACGAGUUCAGAGCCCUAUCUUGGCAGUGAUCAAUUGCAUAUCGGUGAUGGUAAGGGACUGAAAUUUUGCAUUGAGAAUAAUGUAUUGUUUGAAUUUCAUUCAUCUGAGUUUUAUGUUAAGGAUCUAAUAACCAAGGAGGUGCUCCUUUCUGAUCAGAGUAGAGAUGAUCUGUACGUCUUAUCUGAGUCUUCUGCAACGUCCGUACCUCAAGCUUUCCUAUCAACGUCUGUGUUCUCCACUACUGAUGUUUGGCAUCGUCACCUUGGGCAUCCUAGCUCUCGUAUUUUAGGAAAAUCAUCGCGUCUGUCGUUAGGCCUUACUGGUCAUAAAACUUGUGCUCCUCUUGAGCUUGUUUUCAGUGAUGUUUGGGGUCCUUCCCCUAUGUUAUCUACUGAUGGUUAUCGAUAUUUUGUGAUUUUUGUGGAUGCUUAUACUAAGUAUAUCUGGUUUUUUCCUUUAGCUGCUAAGUCUGAUACAACCACCUUGCCUUCUCCAUCUCUACAAACAGCCCUCCCCGCCUUAAUCGUUUUUCCUACUCCCAUGCCUUCUCCAUCUACCCCAUUUCUGCCACCUUCUCCAACGCCUGCUCACAGGGUUGUUGCCUCCUCUCCUUUACCUUGUCCCGUGAGUAACAGUCCCUCUACUUCAUCUCCACUUUACUCUAGUAUUGAUCACUCUCCAAGUAUGGUGUAUGUUUCUCCAGGUACGGUGAUCCCAUUGUCAGCGGCCUCCUCUUCUAUUGUGGUUCCCUCUCGGCCUCCUGGCAGUCCCACAUCGAGCUCUUCCUCUGGCUCUCCUCCUGCUUUACGUCUGGUAGUUGAUUUAUCUAAUUUUGAUCUUCAGCAGGUUUCUCAUAGUUCCUCAACUCUGCCAGCUAACUCCUCUCGCAACCACCACAUGACACUUCGUCCUCGCCAGCCCAAACAGACGCAUCUUAGUGUAUCUCAGUCAUCUGCUACCGUGUGUCCUGUUUCGUCCCCUGCUACCGUGAGUUCUUCUUCUCCUGAACAUGAACCUCUCACGUUCAAAGAUGUCUCUCAACAUUCAGCAUGGCAGCAAGCUAUGCAAGAUGAGUUUCGGGCUUUGCAAUCAAAUGGUACUCGCUGGGUCUAUAAAAUCAAGUGGCGAGCGGAUGGUAGUAUUGACAGGUAUAAAGUCCGUCUUGUGGCUAGAGGGUUCACCCAACAAGAAGGAAUAGACUACCUUGAGACUUUCAGUCUAGUUGUUAAGCCUCUGACUGUAAGGUUAGUACUUACUAUUGCUGUGAUCCGUGGGUGGUUUAUUCAUCAGCUUGAUGUUCACAAUGCUUUCUUGAAUGGGAUUCUUCAAGAAGAGGCUCCCUGGGCAUGGUAUACCAGACACAGUGAUUAUCUCAUUUCUCUUGGUUUUCGUGCCUCUACUGCUGACACCUCUCUGUUUAUUUACUCUGAUGGUCAUGAUCUCAUUUACUUGCUUGUGUAUGUGGAUGACAUCCUGCUUACUAGGAACAAUUCAACUCUGCUAUGCCAUUUGAUUACCUUACUGAAUUCCGAAUUCAAAAUCAGGGAUUUAGGCUCUGUGCAUUAUUUCUUGGGGAUUGAAGUCACCCAAACUGCCAUGGGACUUAUGCUCUCACAGCAUAAAUGUACUCUCGAUAUCAUUAGGCGAGCCGUCUGUCAGUUUAUGCACUCGCCUACCGAUGGUCAUUGGUCUCUUGUUAAAAGAAUUGUCUGGUACCUUCAAGGAACAACAUCUUAUGGUCUCCACAUCACUCAGGGGUCCUCUCUCUCCUUACAUGGUUUUACAGAUGCUGAUUGGGCUGGUAGUCUUGAUGACAGAAAAUCCACCGGUGGCUACUUGGUAUAUCUCGGUAGCACCUCUAUUUCUUGGAAAUCUGGAAAACAACGCGCAGUGGCUCGUUCAUCGACUGAAGCAGAAUAUAAGGCUCUUACGGAUGGUACUGCUGAGAUUUUGUGGAUUCGGGCUCUGCUGUCAGAUCUUCAUUUUUCCUCUGAUCCUAUGACUAUCCUUUGGUGUGAUAAUUUGGGUGCUACCUACUUGUCUGUUAAUCCUAUCUUUCAUGCUCGCACUAAGCAUGUUGAAGUCGAUUAUCACUUUGUUCGUGAUCGCGUUGCUAAAAAGGAAAUUGCGGUUAGGUUCAUCUCCUCCCAGGAUCAACUUGCUGAUGUGCUUACCAAACCUCUUCCUCAUGCGUCCUUCACUUAUUUUCGAUCCAAGUUUUAUGUGGAUUCUCCUCCUUCAGCUUGA